Molecule: messenger RNA, 644 nt
Organism: Alnus glutinosa
Lineage: Eukaryota; Viridiplantae; Streptophyta; Magnoliopsida; Fagales; Betulaceae
Exons: 2
Coding region: 111-512 (133 amino acids)
Source: RefSeq, a predicted model, not a curated record
UACUUCUUGUGAGUCCUCAGAGCCUUAAUCAAUAGCAGCCUAAAACCCCUUCCUCUUCCCUCAACACCCACCACCUUAAAAGUGUUGGUCCAAAACAAAAGCAAGAGCACAUGAGGAAAGAAUUACUUAUAUGGCUCUUCUUCAUUGUGUCCCUCAAAGUUCUUUCGUAUUCAGCAUGUGAAAGCACUUUCACCAAAAAAGCUGGAGAUAGGUCAUCUUCAAAGCUCCCAAAACAGCUUAACUGUAAGAAUGAUGUUAAAGAUUUAUAUGGCUCGGUCAACAAACCAAACAGAGAAGGUGAUCAAAGAACACAUGGGGCAGAUCAAGCAGCUCAUCAUUUAAGGGUUUUCCGAAAGGCAAAAGUAGUUUAUGGGGGUGCCAAUAACGUUAAGCCCCCCAACACUCGUAGACGAAGUGGAGCAAGCUCCUUGUUAAUUAAACCCUCUUCUGGGUUUUCUGUGGUGCUCAGGCAUGUUAUAUUUGGAUUGUUGACGUCUGUUUUCUUCUUUUGAAUGGCAUGGGUGGUUGUCUAAAACGUAAGUUUAAGCUUCAAAGAGGGGAAAGGAAAAAUUGUUGCAAGAUGUGAUCAUUUAACUUCAUUUUUCUCUUCUUUUGAUCAAUGUUAAGGACUAACCUUUUCAAUU